Messenger RNA from Amphiprion ocellaris (clown anemonefish), 4727 nucleotides. RefSeq names its product SMAD specific E3 ubiquitin protein ligase 2 (gene smurf2). Gene Ontology annotation, biological process: negative regulation of BMP signaling pathway; ubiquitin-dependent protein catabolic process. The transcript is spliced from 20 exons. Bases 342 to 2654 code for a protein of 770 amino acids. The record is from RefSeq and is a predicted model, not a curated record. Gene Ontology annotation, molecular function: ubiquitin protein ligase activity; protein binding. Lineage: Eukaryota; Metazoa; Chordata; Actinopteri; Pomacentridae.
GAUCUGGGCUGCUCAUCAUCAGCUGCAGCACAACACUGGGACCUGUGUUGUUGCUUCCCAGCUAUGUGCCACAUGUUCCUGAAAUGUUUCACUCCCCCAGAGAGUGCUGUCGUCAGCGGUGAGCUCCCAGCAGCCGCCGCCUCCUGAAGCGGAUCUCCCCCGGAGGCUCCGCACUUCCACUCUCGCCGAGCAGAGAGGAGGACUCCAGUCCGAGGCAGAGGCUCUCCCCCUCCGAAGAUGUGAAGAUAAACACCGCGCUAGCAGCGACUUCCACGGCGGCUCCUUCACACGCUCCAGACCAGGCGGAAAGUCCUUCCUAUGAAGGCUGGGAUCAAGAGGACAUGUCUAACCAAGGAGUCCGGCGGAAUGGCCCUGUGAAGCUGCGAUUAACAGUCCUCUGUGCCAAAAACCUGGUGAAGAAGGACUUCUUCCGCCUCCCUGAUCCCUUUGCCAAGGUGGUCGUGGACGGUUCAGGACAAUGCCACUCUACAGACACUGUGAGGAACACGCUUGACCCAAAGUGGAACCAACACUAUGAUCUAUACAUCGGAAAGUCAGAUUCCAUCACUAUCAGUGUGUGGAAUCACAAGAAGAUUCAUAAGAAGCAAGGGGCUGGGUUCCUGGGCUGUGUCCGCCUUCUGUCCAACGCUAUCAACCGCCUUAAAGACACAGGCUACCAGAGACUAGACUUGAACAAGCUGAGUCCCAACGACAGUGACACGGUCAGGGGCCAGAUAGUUGUGAGCCUGCAGUCGAGGGACCGGAUAGGCACAGGAGGUCCUGUGGUGGACUGCAGCCGGCUGUUUGACAAUGAUCUUCCAGAUGGCUGGGAGGAGAGAAGGACCGCGUCUGGACGAAUCCAGUACUUGAACCACAUCACACGCACCACACAGUGGGAGAGGCCUACCAGGCCUGCAUCGGAGUACUCCAGCCCUGGCCGGCCGCUCAGCUGCAUUGUGGACGAGAACACACCCAUUAGCACGAACGGCGCCACGCCCACCACAGCAUUACCGCCAACUGACGGCGACCAGCGGGCCCAGGAGAGACGGGUCCGUUCGCAGAGGCAUCGCAACUAUAUGAGCAGAACCCACCUGCACACGCCCCCGGACCUUCCUGAGGGAUAUGAGCAAAGGACGACGCAGCAAGGCCAAGUAUACUUUCUCCACACUCAGACAGGUGUUAGCACGUGGCACGACCCCAGAGUACCCAGAGAUCUGAGUAAUGUGAACUGUGAGGAGCUAGGUCCUCUACCGCCAGGAUGGGAGAUCCGGAACACCGCCACCGGGAGGGUUUACUUUGUCGACCACAAUAACCGAACCACUCAGUUCACAGACCCACGCCUCUCUGCUAACCUGCAUCUAGUCCUAAAUCCAAGCCCUAAUGGUUCUCGAGGAGGCAUCGAAAGUCAGAACGUCAGCCGUCAGAACCAGUUGAAGGAUCAAGUCCAGCAGGCUCUGGUGUCCCCCGGUCAGCUCCCAGAGGAGGCAGAGUGCCUCACGGUACCCAAGUACAAGAGAGACCUUGUUCAGAAGCUCAAGAUCCUUCGCCAGGAACUGUCCCAGCAACAGCCCCAGGCGGGCCACUGCCGCAUUGAGGUGUCCCGGGAGGAGAUCUUCGAGGAAUCCUAUCGACAGGUGAUGAAGAUGAGGCCGAAGGACCUAUGGAAAAGGCUAAUGGUGAAAUUUAGAGGUGAAGAGGGCCUUGACUAUGGAGGAGUGGCCAGGGAGUGGCUGUAUCUGCUGUCGCAUGAGAUGCUGAACCCGUACUACGGCCUGUUCCAGUACUCCCGCGACGACAUCUACACUCUGCAGAUUAACCCCGACUCUGCUGUCAAUCCUGAGCACUUGUCAUACUUUCACUUUGUGGGCCGCAUUAUGGGGAUGGCAGUGUUCCACGGUCACUACAUAGACGGGGGCUUCACUUUACCUUUCUACAAACAGCUGCUGGGUAAACCCAUCACCCUGGAUGACAUGGAGUCUGUUGACCCCGACCUGCACAACAGCCUUGUCUGGAUCCUGGACAAUGACAUCACAGGUGUGCUGGACCACACCUUCUGUGUAGAACACAACGCGUAUGGAGAGAUCAUCCAGCAUGAACUCAAGCCCAACGGCAAAAGCAUCCCCGUCACCCAGGACACCAAGAAAGAAUACGUCCGACUCUACGUCAACUGGCGUUUUCUGCGAGGAAUAGAGGCCCAGUUCUUGGCUCUGCAGAAGGGCUUCAAUGAGGUCAUCCCCCAACACCUGCUCAAAGCUUUUGAUGAGAAGGAGCUAGAGCUGAUUGUAUGUGGCCUGGGGAAGAUUGACAUCAACGACUGGAAGUCCAACACGCGGCUCAAGCACUGUACUCCAGACAGCAACAUCGUUAAAUGGUUCUGGAAAGCUGUGGAGUCUUUUGAUGAGGAGCGGAGAGCGCGGCUGCUGCAGUUUGUCACCGGAUCCUCCAGGGUUCCCCUUCAAGGCUUCAAGGCCCUUCAAGGUGCUGCUGGCCCGCGACUCUUCACCAUCCACCAGAUCGAUGCCAGCACCAACAACCUGCCCAAAGCCCACACCUGUUUCAACCGGAUCGACAUUCCUCCCUACGAGCACUACGACAAACUGUACGACAAGUUGCUCACUGCCAUUGAGGAGACGUGCGGCUUCGCGGUGGAGUGAGUCACCGAUGCCGGCAGAGCUCACCAACAGCCACAAGCAACGUGGUUUGGCCACGAUGAGCCCCCGCCCGCAAAUCAAUCCAUUCAGACGGGGGGUCAUUGAUGAUUGCUUCACCCAGGGAACCUCUCACUUCCUGGGGGACAUGUGGCCAAGCUAAGGGAGGAAGAAGACCAGAAAAUGCCACCUGACUCUGGGUUGUUGUUUUGUUUUGUUUUUUUACACCCUGCAGCCCUCCUUAAUAUCUUUUUUUUUUUUUUUUUUUUUUUUUUUUUAUCGUUGAAAAGGAUCUCUUCAGCUGCUAAUAACUCAGACUAUUUACUAACUUGUGGAACCAGCAAUUUUUGCCGGCUCUUCCUUUUUUCUAAGUUCAUUUUAGCAUUUAAAAAAAAAAAUAGACCAUAUUCCAUGUAGCAAUUCUCCAUCUUACCAAGCAGAACACAAGGUCAGUCCACUCUGAAACAAUAGCCACAUUAGCAAGACUGGUUUGUUUGCUAGAGUACAGGGUUGUGAUUGGUUGACCACUUGGAAACACUAAAUUUGGACGCAGAGUGUGCUCGACUUGGGCUGUUUGGUGCCUCAGAGCGAUCACAUUUGGGCCGUCAGUGAUGCCAAGAAUGGAAAACUGGGAUGUGUGUGGACGAGAAGGCGAGACUAGAGACUGAAUUACGACCGACUGUUUACAACCUUCUCCAAAGAAAGCAGAAGGGCCCCCGCUGCCCAACGACUAGCGCUGCAUUCCCAGAAACCCUGUGUCGCACGUUUCACGACUAGCUGUGUGUGAAAUUGAGUAAAUGAAUGAAUAGCUUGAAAUGUGUUAUUUUUAUAUAACAGGGAAAAUUGAGAAAGAAACAAUAAAAUUCUAUAUAAUAUAUAUAAUUUAUUGCUGUUAUAUUUCAGAAACCCCUUUCCAUUGUUUCCGAAAAAUAAAAUCUUUUAAAUGUUGAGUGUUACUGUUUAAAUUAUACGAGACAAUUUGUGAAAAGCAGAGUUAAGCUUGACUGAAUUUCACUAAAGAAUGCUGUGGUUUGUUUGUCGACGUGACCUCUUGUAAGUGUACGAGGAGAGGUUGGUCUUAAAGGCAAAAAAUCUCAAACACACAAUGUCCUCUGAGUGCCAUAAUUCUUUUCGAAUGAAUGAAUCUUUGCAAAUAUCGAGCUGACCCUUUAAAUUCUACUGAUUAUCCUGGAGCUACGUGUGGUGGUGCGACGUUUCCCCCCGUGUGGUUUCCUCUGUUUUUUUAACAGUCAUUUGUAGCUGGGCUGUAUUAGUGUCACUACCAUUAAUUUCUAAUGGUAUUCUGUUAGGAAGAGUCCAAAGUUUGUCACUAUCUACUUUGUGCUGCCUCCAUGUCAUGAUCAAAAAAGAAAAACCUCUACUACCUACUAGCCAUGUGGUGCUAAGCAGCAUUAGCAUUCGUCUUAUAUUGGCGCUCACUGACGUACUACUGCUUAACGUGCACAACACACUGCUCAUGCUCACACCUUGCCACAAAACAUUUCCAAGAAAUCAAGAGCUCUACCUUUUGCCACAUUCUCAGGAGACACCAUGUGUAGUUUGCAACGUCAGUUUGAUUUGAAAACUUAAUUCUGACCGUUUGUCUUGAUUUGCUGAAUGUUAAGGGGGUUUUAAAAGUCUUGUUAUUUGCAUUAUUGUGCCCACAGCGAACCAUUAACAUACUGUUGCAUGUCUCCAUGUCUGCUUUUGGUUGAAUGAAAUGAACUCCUGUUUUUUUAGCCUGCUCUACAGUCCUAUCGGUGAUGUUUUUAUUUCGAGAAAGGGGGCGGGGAGGGGGUUGUUUUCUACAAUUAGAAAUGAAAAUUCUUGAAUGUUUUUAAAAGAUGCUGCCUGUCUAGCAAUCUCUACGACCGUGGACUGUUCUUAAGGUUUGCAUAUGCUAAAAAAAAAAAAAAAAAAAGAAAAGACGAGUUUCUUUCACGUAGACAAGUGUAUGCAAAGUGAAAAGUGUCCUCAGAUGGUGCUUUGUACAGUAAUAAGAUAUUGUUCAUAUAUGUGGAUCAAACAAACUGUAAUUUAUCUUUAACUUAAGUAGAAAAAAAAAAACAUUUUCUUGAA